This is a messenger RNA of Rhodofomes roseus, 834 nucleotides long. RefSeq lists its product as uncharacterized. Lineage: Eukaryota; Fungi; Basidiomycota; Agaricomycetes; Polyporales; Fomitopsidaceae. Bases 307 to 597 code for a protein of 96 amino acids. The record is from RefSeq and is a predicted model, not a curated record. The transcript is spliced from 3 exons.
CACGAUUCCAGCGCCAGCACGAAUGCGUGGGCUCGGUGCAAGACGAUCAAUAGAGUGAAGGUGAAGGGCUAUCGAAGCUCCGCCGCGGUAGGACGAGCGGGUCUGAUCGCACAAAGUCUGUCCCGGGGCCGUGGCUGGUCUUGAAUAGGCAGUAUUUACCUGCAUGCAGUAUUCUGGACCUCCCCCCAUGAUCGUGGUAAACUGCUGCAAUCUAUAAGAUAGCCUCUAGGACGACUCGAGGAACUGCGUGGUCCCGCACAGACCCUCCCGUCCCCCCGGCGCAGAGCCAAUCCCGCGAAUCUCGAGAUGUGUUAUUACCUCAUCACUUACCUGCGCCAUGGUUGCGGACACGACCGUCCGACAAGGAGACAUUAUAUCGAUUGCAACUUGAUAAUUUGCAGGCUCAGCGCGAGGCACAAGCUUGCAGACCACGACUGCGACAACACCUGCACAGAGACCAUGCUCCCCGAUCAGCACAUCGUCAUGGAAAGUACGAUAGACCAUUGCGACCCAUGCCUCGGGAUUUACCCUCCCACCGAUCCGAGAAUCAACCUUCCGCCGCUGCCCGAGAUGGAUGCCGAGGACGAGACGCAGUAGCAAUUGCAAGACGAUAGGGUGCACGUUUAGCUGUCGCAGAUGAGUGGUGAGACUCUCAUGUCUGCUGGCUCCCUAAGCUAUCAAGUGAUUGUAACGGAUGAGCGCUGGGCCGCUGGCGCAAGGAUGUACAGGUUGCCUAUGAGAAUCUGUCUGCUCGGAAUAUCUAUUCGUCGAUCCCUAACCAUGUAACAACUCGUGAUAGCUACCGUAGCGAAUUCCAUUGGUUUGUUCCACUCA